This is a messenger RNA of Sitophilus oryzae (rice weevil), 1804 nucleotides long. RefSeq names its product nuclear receptor-binding factor 2-like. Gene Ontology annotation, biological process: autophagy. Lineage: Eukaryota; Metazoa; Arthropoda; Insecta; Coleoptera; Curculionidae. Bases 107 to 931 code for a protein of 274 amino acids. The transcript has 4 exons. The record is from RefSeq and is a predicted model, not a curated record.
UUUGGAAGUGUUUACUAUUUACAUUACAGGGGAAAUUUUUGAGAGGCAAUUAAUUUCACGAUAUUUUAAGUAUUUUUUAUAACAAUAUAAUCCAGGGAUUAAGAAAAUGGAUACUGAUAAGGCGCCAUUAAACAGAGCACAUCAGCUCGAACGCAAGGCUGAAACGUUGAAUCGCCAGAAAAAAUACGAUGCGGCGAUCGAAUGUCACAAAGAGGCCGCGGAGUUGUUCAAAAAAUGCCUGGGUAACGGCAGCAACAAGACCAUUAACGAAUCAAUAGGGCUGCAAAAAGAAUGGAACGAAAGACAAAUCCGUUUACUCGAGCUCAAGAAAGCUUACAUGGAGAAAAUGGAAAAAGAAAAGAAGUUCGGUAGCGUAAAUUCUUCGAAAACGUCGCAAAAAGACUUGGAUACUUUGGAGACAAAGAUUUUCAGAGCCAUGGAAACGCACGAUUCUCUGAUAUCAUAUCUAACUCACAGGGAUAAUGUUACUGAUAAAAUUCAGGGCACUAUACAGGAAGAAGAUGAGGACCCACAGUUUAUUAUCGGAAAUAAACAUCCCAAAGACGAAUCAACCGUAAUUGAAGAACUGAAAUUGUUGAGUGGACAAUUGAGGGAAUCAGUGCAUGGACUUCUAAUACAGUUAGAUGAUAGAAAUAAGGAAAUUGAAUCCCUCAAGUCACGUAUCUACCAGCUGGAAUUUGAGAAAUCCACUAAAGAAGAAAUCACCACGAAUAAUCUAAGAGUCACUACAGACUCUAGUGGAGGAACGUCACCUUUUGUUUUUUCUCCCAUGACAGAAUUAAGUCCCGAUAUACCCGAAUUAUCAAGUUUACCCAUUCUGGAUUUGAAACCGAUGCCCGAGUUUGAUAUUUCUCAGUUGAGGCAAUUCAGUGUUCCAGAAGUUAGUAGUAAACUACUGAGAAGGGACUAGCAUUUUCUGAUUUAACAAUAAAAUAUAACAUAAUAAACUGUUUUUUUAAGUACAAAUUUACAGGUUAAGGUUUGAUUUUUGACUGAAUUAGAUAUAUUUGUUUUGUGACAAAAAUUAAACACGGAUUGUUUAUUUUUAAGCAUAAUUUAAUAAAAAUAUCUGCGAGAAGAAACUAGUUUCACACUAAUUUCUAUCUUUACAAAGUAACAAACAAUAGUAAUAAAAAAAAUAAUAUAAUUUCAGAUCUAAAAAUGAUUUUUUCAACAUCAAGUAGAGUACGUUGUGUAUACUAUACUCUGUAUAAAUUACACAGACACCAGGUCAACAUGUAGAGGUAAUAUAAAUAUUUUAGAACGCACUGUUAAGUACUUUUGUUGAAAUACUUGCGAGAUAUGUUGAUCUGUAGAUAUAUUACAGUGGUACUUAUUUUUCUUUGGUUAUAUAACUGGACAUACUUUACAAUAUAAUAGCAGAAGAAAUAAAAAAAUAAUACCAGUAUUUUUAGUACUUAAAACAUCUCUAAGGUUAUAUUUAAGUAAGGUACCUAAUUUUUUUUCGGGUUGGAGAGACUAGUAAAAAUAUUUAUCACAUCGUUCUUCUGCUCAUCUCUAUACAAUAGCAAAAAAUAUAGUUUCCUCAUAAUAUCCCAAACUCUUCAACUGAGUUCAACAAAGGACAAGCUAAGGGAAGCUUAAAAAAAACUUUUUUGUACAGGGUCAUACACAAAGAUUGGGGAAGGUAGUGUAUGAGAGUGAUUAAACAGGAGUAUCAUUGUGGUGGGAUAAAAAUCAGGGAGAAUAAGGUGGAGGAGGAGUCAAAGAAUAAGGAGGAGGGGGUGUGGGGCUCUGGAAAUGGCUUUCGUCGUCGAAGCCA